Molecule: messenger RNA, 1452 nt
Organism: Actinia tenebrosa (Australian red waratah sea anemone)
Lineage: Eukaryota; Metazoa; Cnidaria; Anthozoa; Actiniaria; Actiniidae
Source: RefSeq, a predicted model, not a curated record
AUGGCCUCGGGAUUUAGACUACCGCCCCCACCGCCGCUGGAUAUUCAUGAUGCUAAAGCCGCAGAGAAAUGGAAGAAAUUCUUAUUAGCUUGGAAAAACUAUUCCGUAGCAACAGAGCUGAAUGGGAAGCCUCAAGCCGUUCAGGUCGCAACACUGAUCACGGUAAUUGGAGAAGAAGCCCGUGAUGUUUACUCGACAUUCAGUGAUUCAGAAAACGAGGAUGAGGAUGAAGAGACUGAAAUCGAACGAGUUCUGAGGAAGUUUGGGGAGUACUGUCAGCCACGCAAGAAUGUACCAUUCGAAMGCUAUCGUUUUAAUACAAGAAUACRAGAAGCAGGAGAGUCAUACGACCAAUACAAGACAGCGUUACGCAAACUAGCAGAAGGAUGCGAUUUUGACACAAUAACUCCUGAUGAAAUACUACGCGACCGCCUUAUCUUUGGAAUCAAAGACGCCAAAGUUCGCGAAAGGUUGCUGAGGGAAACAUGGCUGACACUAUCCAAGACCGACGAAAUAUGUCGCGCUUCAGAAAGCAUGAUACAACAGAUGAAAGUCGUCCAAGAUAGCAACAAUACCGGCUCGGAAGUAAAUAAAUUCUACAACGAACGGGUAACGACACACAGGAAGCCAAGGAAUGCCUCACGUCGGAAGUCGUCAAAUGAAAGACAAAGCACAGAACAGAGCAAAGAAUGCGAUAACUGUGGAUACCGUCACGCUGCAAAUCGGGAAUCCUGUUCAGCAUUCGGGAAAGAAUGCCGAAGAUGUGGGAAAAAGAAUCAUUUUGCACCCAAGUGUAGACAAGAAAUGAAUCAUUUUGCAUCCAAGUGUAGACAAGAAAUAAAUGUCACCGAGGAGGAGGAAGACCCUGAAUCGGAAAUGUAUCAGACUGAUGAGAUACUUGCUGUCAAAUUAGAUGAUUCGCAGCUGGUCACUUUGAAAUUAGAGACAGGCUGUUUCRUACGAUUCCAACCGGAUACGGGAGCCCAGUGCAAUGUGAUACCUCUACACAUAUACAAGAAAGCAACAAAGGAUUGCGAAUCAGUACAGAYGAAGCCCGUACAAACAUCACUGGUGGCCUAUGGAGGAGCAAAGAUCGCAGUGGUCGGUGAAGUGUGCCUCCGUGUUUGGAGAAACGAAACGUCGUGUCUACUUGACUGCAAAGUAGUAGAUAACAAGGACAUUCGCCCCAUCCUGGGCCGCAGGGSCUGUAUUCGCAUGAAUAUUAUCCAGUACACUGACAWCGACCUCCUGAAUAAGCCCGAUGUUAACGGAGCGCCAAUAUACUCGGUAGAGACCCAAAGUACACCCAUAUCAAAGGAAGAGCUUUUCGCCAAAUUYCCAAAUGUGUUUAGUGAAGGUGUUGGAAAACUGGAUGGAGAAUACAGGAUACGGCUCGACCCAACGGUCCAACCAGUGCAGCAAGCCCCCCGACGUGUACACUUCGAGUAUUGA